GGCUGUCGCCCUCGACCGACACAUUAGCAAUCACGUUUCUGAGUGCGUGACUCGGGGGAAUUGAUCCGUUGCGAGAGAUCUGCGGUGAUGUCCACGAGACCCUCCAAACAAGGUUUAGUCCACAACAUCUGAUCCGAUCUCUGCCCCUCCGUCAACCCGUCUUUGCCGCCAUCAGUAAAUAUAUCUCUUGCCAGGCUAAUACCACCAUCGAAGCGCUGCGGAACAACCACGGGAAAAGCAAGUCUCCGCCCAGGAAUCUCAGCGGUAGUUACUUCGUUACGAGUCAAGGGAAAAAAAAUAAAAAUAAAAAUAAAAACAAAAAGUGCGGGGAACCACUGAUCUCAACGGGCCCGAACCCGAUCUUUUCCCAACCCAAUAUCAGAGUGGUUUGUUCCACGAAACCCAGGCAUCCUGGGUUAUACCUUCUUAUCAAAAUCUCACCGGGGUGCUGAACCGUCCUUCUUUUGUUCCUUGAAAGAUUCUCUCCUGCCGCUUUUACAGGCAGGGUCCAGACGGAAUUCCUUCAUCGAAUCAGACUUGCGUUGUCACUACUACGUUUCCCAACCCCGUUGAAGAAAUCAUGGCUGAUAGAACAGGCUCCUACAACCCAUUUUCCAGGCGAUCGUCUCACGGUCCAAAGACCGUGAACACGUAUCGGGUAUUGACGCCUCUGUCUUGGCUCCUCGUAGUGGUCUUCGGCAUCUAUUACUCGGUACGCGGCCCUGAUGAUGUUCCAUCAGGCUCUACUAUAGGGAAUCAAGCCGAGAUCAAUCCCACACCCUUUUCGCAGACCAAGACAAUCACCAUCAUCUACUGGGUUAUUCUCCUUGUUUCUCAGCUCGGAUAUAUGGGGCAACUCUGGUCCUCAAAUCCCGAGAGAUUGACGGCGGCUGCCAAUGUGGCGCCGCACUUCAUCCUAAACAAUCUCUUCAUACUCUCUUUCAUUCUCCUUUGGGUUCGCUCCCAUUUCUGGGGUGCCGAAGUCUUCGACAUUGUCUCGUUGCUCAACCAGGGCACGCUAUACUGGAGAUACCCAGGUCUUCCCGAAUAUAUCCACCUUCCAGCAGUGGCGGGACCCUAUGCUUGGUCCAUCACGACUCUCUUCUGGAAUGGAGCGGUUGCCGUGGGCGGUUACAGUCUUCCAAAGAGGAUAGUUGCCAAUGUGUUCAUCUGGGUCAUGUUCCUCUUUGGACAGGCCCACAUUGCACGCCGGAAUGAUCGUUCGCUCGGCUACUCACUCAGUCUUCUGACUUUGUCACUUGCUCUCAAGCAGUUCUCCUUGAAGAUCAUCUCCUUACAGUGGAUCUUCGCCUUCAUAAUCUUUGGCAUCUUCCUGGUAUCAUCAUUGUACAGCUCAACUACCAGAUACUACAAGCGAGACUUCUUCCUCAGAAGUCUGGUCGAGCCCGAAGCCGGCGACCGUGAACGCGAGCCCUUGCUCAGCAAUGCGUAAAGAGGGCUAGGUCCACCUUACUAAAGUGGCCACUAACAUUACUUGCGGAAACGGGAUCCCGAGAAGUCCACAAUGGUAAUUUUUCAUGCCGUUGUUUCCAGCUUAUGCCUCAGUAACAUGGUGAAGUUUUUAGUUCUGUAUCUGUGUCUUUCUCAGAAAUUGCUAAAGUUAUUCCUAGCUAAAGUCAGAGCAGAAUAUCGUGCUUCAUAUUGCAAUUUGGAAAAAAAAAAAAAAAAAAAAAAAAAAUUGGAAAAGGAAAUGUGUGGUAUCCCACCUAUUAGCUCUCAUGUGUUGGGUCCUCUUAACUUGGUAAUUUGAGGCCCUUGGCUUUCCCUUAUAAUGAUAUGCUCCUUUGUCGUUCAGAUGCGGUUUGGCUAGUCUCCAUUACUUAAUCCAAAUAGCUUUUUGUUCUCUCA
This is a messenger RNA of Coccidioides immitis RS, 1869 nucleotides long. RefSeq lists its product as uncharacterized. The record is from RefSeq and is a predicted model, not a curated record. NCBI's taxonomy places the organism in Eukaryota, Fungi, Ascomycota, Eurotiomycetes, Onygenales, Onygenaceae. The transcript has 4 exons. The coding region runs from base 581 to 1453 and encodes 290 amino acids.